Molecule: messenger RNA, 1713 nt
Organism: Juglans regia (Persian walnut)
Lineage: Eukaryota; Viridiplantae; Streptophyta; Magnoliopsida; Fagales; Juglandaceae
Product: rust resistance kinase Lr10-like
Exons: 6
Coding region: 102-1541 (479 amino acids)
Biological process (GO): protein phosphorylation
Molecular function (GO): ATP binding; protein kinase activity
Source: RefSeq, a predicted model, not a curated record
GUUCUUAUAUCAAUAAGGGAUAUGGGUCUUCUUCCAACUCCUCUUUUUCUCAAGAUUUCAAACGGUACUUAUAUAUUAUUGUUGGCUAUGGAGCGAAUGUGAUGGAUGUGGAGGAGUCAUGCACGAUAGAGCAAAUGUCUCUGACAUUGUGGCCAGGACAAAUUUAUGAUGAUCCUAAUAUUUCCUGUACAGACAUCCGCAAUGCAUUCUCAUAUGGUUUUGAGCUUUCUUGGUACCAAUGUGAAUAUCAUGGAAAUCCUUGGGAUACUUUCAUACUAGAACAGGGCAGAAAUGUAGCCAAGUAUACUGGAUUGUUAUGGCUCAACGACCGAUUAACCAAACUACGAGUCAGUACUACUGAAGAAUAUUAUGUAUGGACUACUUCUAAUGGGUUUCAAUAUAUCUACUAUCGCAAUUUGGCAACUUUAUUAAUUGAAUUACUGCUCGAAUGGCGUUUGUCAAUCAGUGUAUUAGGUGCUCCAUUUGUGAUUGCUUUUUUUAUAUAUAAAUGGCGAAGGAGGCACUUGUCCAUGUAUGAUGAAGUUGAAGAAUUUCUACAAAGCCAAAAUAACUUCAUGCCAAUAAGGUACUCUUUCUCAGAAAUUAAGAAAAUGACCAAAGGUUUUAGGGAAAGAUUGGGUGAAGGAGGAUUUGGCACAGUAUUUAAAGGAACACUUCGAAGUGGACGUCUUGUAGCAGUAAAGAUGUUAAGCCAAUCCAAAGCAAAUGGGCAAGAUUUUAUCAAUGAAGUAGCAACCAUUGGAAGGAUCCAUCAUGCGAAUAUAGUGGAACUCAUUGGUUUUUGUGUUCAGGGUUCAAAGUGUGCCAUAAUAUAUGAGUUCAUGCUCAACGGAUCUCUAAACAAACACAUUUUUUCAGCAGAGGCAAAUAUCCUCAACUACGAGAAAACAUAUGAUAUUGCUUUAGGAGUGGCUUGCGGGAUUGAGUAUUUACAUCAAGGAUGUGACAUGCAAAUUUUACAUUUUGACAUUAAGCCACACAACAUUCUUCUUGAUGAGAAUUUGAAACCUAAAGUUUCGGAUUUUGGCUUAGCAAAAUUGUACCCGGUGGAAGAUAGUAUUGUUCCUUUGACUCGUGCAAGAGGAACGCUUGGAUACAUGGCUCCUGAAAUGCUUUAUAAAAAUAUUGGAGGCGUUUCAUACAAAGCUGAUGUCUAUAGCUUUGGAAUGUUGUUGAUGGAAAUGGUGAGCAGAAGAAAGAACUUGCAUGCAUCUACAGAACAUUUAAGCCAAAUUUACUUCCCCACUUGGAUAUAUGAUCAAUUCCAUGAUGGAAAGAAUAUUGAAAUAGAAGAUGCUACUGAAGAUGAAAGGAAAAUAUGUAAGAAGAUGUUGAUAGUCGCAUUAUGGUGCAUACAAUUGAAGCCGAGUGAUCGUCCAUCAAUGAACAAAGUCGUCAAAAUGCUUGAAGGAGAUGUUGAAUGCUUACAAGUUCCUCUCAAGCCUCUCCAACCAUCACUAAAGAGAGAGAUAAAUGGUGAUAGAGAUAAUUCAAAUCAAGCUUCAUCGUCAAUUCAAUAAGUUGAACAAAGUCUUAUUUAAUUUGUAUUGUUUAUCUUUCUAAAAGUGAACUAUCUCUUUCUAUAGUUUUUUUUUUUUUAAGAGAAGACUUUGUACUAACCGAACUAUGAAAGUUUUGCUUCAAGCCCAUGAAAAAAGAGAAGAUCGACAAUAUAAAGUCAUAAUUAAUCUU